CUUUUUUUUUUUUGCCAAAAAAAUCUUGAGUAUUUUUCAACAAAAACAGUUCACAUGCCAGCUACAGUACUGAAAAUCAUAGAGAGACAGCAUAAGCUCCUCAUGACUAUUGACUAUCAACAAAAACACUACAAAAAAGAUGGAGUAAGGAGACCGGAGACCACUUGUUAGAAUUUGAACCAAAGAAGAUGGAGACCUAUUGACGCACCCAUCCAGGGACAUCUCCUUCAUAGACUGACAAGCAUUAGAAUAGAGUUAAAGGUACAAUAUAUUAUUAUUUUUUAAUUUUUAUCAUUAAAGAAAAAAUUGAAUCCUUAUUGUUUUGGCCUAUAAAUACCAAAGCAAAUUCAAGAAACCAUAACCAACUAACCUCAGCUAUCUUAAUUUUUGGUUUUUGACUUGAAAAGUUUGUAGCCAUUAUGCAAAGCAUGAAGCCUCAUGCAGUGCUCCUUGCCAGCCCUGGCAUGGGACAUCUCAUUCCUGUCCUUGAGCUCGGCAAACGCCUUGUAUCUCAUCAUGGCUUCAAUGUCACAAUAUUUGUCGUCACAACGGAUACUUCUGUCUCUCAAUCCCAACUUCAAAAUCUAUCACAAACUUCAAAUCUCAUUGAAGUUGUUUUAUUGCCACCUGUAGAUAUCUCAGGCCAGGUCGACCAAACCACUUCAAUCUUAUCGCAGAUUGCAAUGAUGAUGCGUGAGGCAUUACCAAGCCUCCGGUCUGCAAUAUUAGCAAUGAAAAUUCCUCCAAUUGCUCUUAUCGUGGACAUGUUUGGGACUGAAGCUUUUGCUAUUGCUGAUGAGUUCAUGAUGCUGAAAUAUGUUUUCAUCACUUCAAAUGCAUGGUUUCUUGCCCUCACUGUCUACGCACCAACCCUUGAUAAGGAAGUGGAAGAUGAUCUUGUUUACAACCAAAAACCACUUUUAAUUCCCGGGUGCAAGCCGAUUUGCUUUGUUGACUCUUUUGAGCCGAUUCGGCGACCAAACAACCAAGUCUACAAGCAAGAUUAUUUGCGCAUGGGAACCAAGAUAUCCACGGCUGAUGGAAUAUUAGUGAACACAUUUUAUGAAUUGGAAUCCCAGACACUGGCUGCUUUGAAUGAUAAAAUAAAGCUAGGGAUGGUCGCUAAUGCUCCCGUUUAUCCAAUUGGACCACUGGUGAGGCCCGUCGAUUCUGGUGUGAGAAGUGAAGUGUUGACUUGGCUAGACAUGCAACCCAAAGAGUCGAUCAUAUAUGUUUCUUUUGGGAGUGGUGGAACCCUCUCAGCCAAGCAAUCUAUCGAGCUGGCAUGGGGUUUGGAAAAGAGCCAACAACGGUUUAUUUGGGUAGUUCGCCCUCCAGUUGAGAAUGAUUCAGCAGCAACUGUUUUAAAGACAAGCAACGGCUGCCAUGAUUCUCCAAGCUACUUGCCUGAUGGGUUCCUGAAUCGCACCAGCAAAAAUGGGCUGGUGGUUCCGAUAUGGGCACCUCAAGCUGAAAUCCUAAGCCAUCCGUCCAUAGGUGGAUUUUUGUCCCAUUGCGGCUGGAACUCAAGUCUGGAGAGUAUAGUCAAUGGUGUUCCAAUGAUCGUGUGGCCACUGUUUGCAGAACAAAAGAUGAAUGCUACAAUGCUGACUGAGCAUAUUGGGGUGGCUACCCGGUCGAAGUUGUUACCAUCACAGGACGUGAUUGAGAGAAGCGAGAUAGAUGCAAUGGUUAGAAUGAUUAUGGUGGAUAAAGCAGGGGAAGCAAUCAGAGCCAGGGUGAAAAUGCUAAAAUCAUGUGCUGAGAAGGCUCUUAGCAAGGAUGGCUCCUCUUAUAGUUCUCUGGCUAAGGUGGCCAAAGACUGCGAGAUCAACCUGCAGCGCCAGAAUGCGAAAACUGGCGCUUGAUAUUUCAUCAUCCUAAUGAAUGCAACUUACAAAAAAGUUGUUUAAAAGAGGUAUCUUCAAUCCCUCUUUUGGAGUAAUGUUUCAUGUUGCAUAUUUUCCUAAAUAUACUAACGAAAAUUCAUGAAAAUCAUUACUUCUUCUAAUUGAGGAGACUUAUCAUUUUCAUUCCAAGAAGUCUCAAACAUCCCCCAUAUAAAUAGAUACACAAAACAUUAAUCACGCCAAAUUUACAGAAUCAAA
Molecule: messenger RNA, 2108 nt
Organism: Durio zibethinus
Lineage: Eukaryota; Viridiplantae; Streptophyta; Magnoliopsida; Malvales; Malvaceae
Product: anthocyanidin 3-O-glucosyltransferase 5-like
Molecular function (GO): coniferyl-alcohol glucosyltransferase activity
Source: RefSeq, a predicted model, not a curated record